Messenger RNA from Hyla sarda, 1382 nucleotides. It is a transcript of the gene RCVRN, whose product is annotated as recoverin. The record is from RefSeq and is a predicted model, not a curated record. The transcript is spliced from 3 exons. Gene Ontology annotation, molecular function: calcium ion binding. Bases 127 to 735 code for a protein of 202 amino acids. NCBI's taxonomy places the organism in Eukaryota, Metazoa, Chordata, Amphibia, Anura, Hylidae.
CUAAACCUCAGUAAUCCCAACAAGCCUUAUCUGGAUUUAGAGGAAGGCAGAAGCUUCUCCUCAUUACCUCCUUGUGUUUUAGCAUUGUAGGACAUUAGAAAACCACUACAAUUUUCUUCCCUCAUCAUGGGCAAUAGCAAAAGUGGUGCCCUAUCUAAAGAGAUUCUGGACGAACUUCAGCUGAACACCAAAUUCACUCAGGAGGAGCUGUGCACUUGGUAUCAGUCUUUCUUGAAGGAGUGUCCGAGUGGGAAGAUUUCCAAAAAGCAGUUCGAAAGCAUCUACUCCAAGUUCUUUCCAGAUGCCGAUCCAAAAGCGUAUGCCCACCAUGUCUUCAGGAGCUUUGAUGCCAACAAUGACGGGACAUUGGACUUUAAGGAAUACAUGAUCGCCCUUCAUAUGACCUCCUCCGGGAAGACGAACCAAAAACUCGAGUGGGCUUUCUCCUUGUACGAUGUGGAUGGAAACGGGACAAUCAGUAAACCAGAAGUCCUCGAAAUUAUCACGUCAAUAUUCAGAAUGAUAAAUGCAGAAGACCAAAAACAUCUUCCAGACGAUGAAAGCACUCCGGAGAAGAGGACAAAUAAAAUAUGGGACUUCUUUGGCAAGAAAGAUGAUGAUAAACUCACAGAAGGGGAAUUUAUUCAGGGGAUCAUGAAUAAUAAAGAAAUCCUACGCUUGAUCCAGUAUGAACCCCAAAAAGUCAAGGAAAAACUAAAAGAUAAGAAACAGUAACUUCUGGGCCCCACCCCCUAGGUCAAAGACUGUGAGACAUUUCUACACCCCCAUUCUCAUUUCCAUCGACCUCAGGAAGACGCGGACUAAGCGGAAACUCCUUAACCGUCCCUUAACCGAGUGGUAAUACGCGUGUCCCGCUGCACCCUCUGUAUUGUAAUUAGGUUAACCAAUAAUCUGUGGAUUACAUCAGUAGUCUUCUUAUACUCUGAAGGUCACUCCCUAAGCUUAUUGUAUCCAGAAUGGAAAGAAGGUCCUGAAGACAUGAAGCAUAAAUAAAAAGAAAAAAUUCCCCCAAAAAAUUUCUCUACUGCAACAAUUUUUUUUUUUUUUGCUUAUUAGUAAAAAACAAAAAAAGUGCAUUAGAAUUAGAUUUUUUUGUAAAUAUUUUAGUGGUAAAAUGUAAGUAUCAAACACAAUAAUCCUAGGCAAGAAGAAUCUACAGUAUAUAUCAACAUGAAGAACAUUGGGGGGGGGGGGGGAGUGCUAAAAUUGAAGGAAAAAGUUGAAAUUUGAAGAAGAAAAAUUACAAUUACAAAAAAAAAAGGUUAUAAAAUCGGUAUAUAAUGGAGAUCAAUUGGCAACAGAUUUGUUUUGUGAAAAUAAAAAAGGAUUGGCAGAACAAAACUGUAAUUGUAUGGAAAUCA